Penicillium concentricum is the source of this 924-nucleotide messenger RNA. Its product is annotated as MBL fold metallo-hydrolase. The coding region runs from base 1 to 924 and encodes 307 amino acids. NCBI's taxonomy places the organism in Eukaryota, Fungi, Ascomycota, Eurotiomycetes, Eurotiales, Aspergillaceae. The transcript is spliced from 4 exons. The record is from RefSeq and is a predicted model, not a curated record.
AUGAAGGGCAUCUCAAUUGACCCAAAGAGGAAUAACCCUCCAACCCGAAAUCGUCCACCGUUGACUUCCAACCCGGCUCAACUUCCUCCAGCCAAGGCAGCCAAGCUUCAUCCAUCUAAAUUAGGCGAAGAGAACGCAUCCCUGUUCUUCCCCAACUUCCUCUACGCAGGCGACCGUGUCCACCUGGGCCCAGGCGUGUCAAGUGUUGAGCAGGUCAUUGACAUUGCUAGGGAUCAUUUUGACAAAAAGGUCGAGGCUUCAUUGCGACGUGAUCUACCCAUUAUCACCACACCACAUGCGAAGAAGCGUCUCACUUCCAAGAAACAAGACACGUUUAUAUCCGUGUCCGCACUGGAUCCAUUUGAACAGAUCGAGGUCAACAUUGAAGGCACAGAAGGGCCAGACCAGCCCCGACUGCGUGUAACGAGAAUGCCGGGAAAGCACGUGCCUCCCAAUCGAGUAAUAGAGAAACUCAACACACUAGCCAAUGCGUUCCCGCCAACCAACGGGUGGAUGCUCGAGCUAGGCCAUGGCACCCACAAUGCAGACUUUUCCUGCGGUUAUCGCAUCUACAUCUCAGGAGACUCUUUGAUGGUAGACGAGCUGCGCGAAAUCCCUAAGCGAUACGCAGGCCAACGAAUUGACCUCAUGCUCGCCCACCUCGGCGGCACAACCAUUCCUUCUCCCUUAGUAGGAAGACUUAUGGAACCGCUAGCGUUGACGGCCACUAUUGAUGCGGAGCAGGGUCUGCAAUUGAUUCAGCUGAUCCAACCAGACAUGACAAUCCCGAUCCACUAUGAUGACUAUGAGGCUUUUGCGAGUCCGCUAGAGGAUUUCAGACGCAUUAUGGAGGCGGCGGGGUUAUUGUACAAGGUUGUGUUUUUGGAUCGUAGGGACCAGUAUUGCUUUCGAGUUAUGACAUAG